Molecule: messenger RNA, 1903 nt
Organism: Manihot esculenta (cassava)
Lineage: Eukaryota; Viridiplantae; Streptophyta; Magnoliopsida; Malpighiales; Euphorbiaceae
Product: IQ domain-containing protein IQM3
Exons: 9
Coding region: 182-1765 (527 amino acids)
Molecular function (GO): protein binding
Source: RefSeq, a predicted model, not a curated record
GUCGAACUCCCAGAACCCCACCCGAGACGACGAAGCCCUCUCUCGUUUUCUGUCUUUCCGAAUUGUCACUCUCCCUGCCCUCUGUUUGAGAAUCUUUGCCUUAGCGUCAUUUUCUUCUCUACAAUUUCGUAGUCUUUGGAAAUCCAUCCGAGACUGGUCUCUAGCUUCGUCCUCUUCUGAUAUGGAGGUUGAAGCCCGUUCUUUAGCUUCUUCUUUCCCUUACUCUCUUGAUAAAAUUGACAUUUCCCGAGAUUUCCUACCCCAUGAUUCGCCUGACAUGCCGUCGACGGGGAGUGAUGGUGUAAAAUCUGGUGGCCUUCAUUCUCCGGAAUCCGGUGAUCGGAAAUGUGAGGAAUUUGAAAUGCCGAUGUUGAGUGAUGAGGAUGGUAUGAUGGAUGCCACCGGGAAUUCGCCAGUGGUGCAGGUGGAGGUGGAAGUGGAAGAGGAAGUAUCUGAAGGCGCAUGUUCUGAUAAAGCGGCUGUGAAGCUGCAGAAGGUGUAUCGUAGUUAUCGCACCCGGCGCAGGUUAGCUGACUCUGCUGUCGUGGCGGAAGAGCUCUGGUGGCAAGCAAUAGACUAUGCGAGAUUGAACCACAGUACGAUUUCCUUCUUCAAUUUCUUUAAACAAGAAACUGCAGUUUCUAGGUGGAAUCGUGUUACCUUGAAUGCUUCCAGGGUGGGAAAGGGAUUAUCCAAAGAUGACAAAGCGCUAAAAUUGGCUUUUCAGCAUUGGAUUGAAGCUAUUGAUCCAAGGCAUCGUUAUGGGCAUAACUUGCAUAUAUAUUACGAAGAGUGGUGUAAGACAAAUUCUGGUCAACCAUUUUUUUACUGGUUGGACAUAGGAGACGGUAAAGAGCUUGAUCUCCAAGAGUGUCCAAGGUCAAAGCUCCGGCAACAAUGCGUUAAGUAUCUAGGACCUCAAGAGAGAGAACAAUACGAGUAUAUUGUUGCUGAGGGAAAAAUUACACAUAAACAAACUGGGAUCCUCCUUGACACAUCCAAUGGACCAAUGGGAGCCAAGUGGAUAUUUGUUAUGAGCACCUCUAAGAGGCUGUAUGCUGGUGAGAAAAAGAAAGGAAUUUUCCAUCAUUCAAGCUUCUUGGCCGGAGGAGUGACAUUAGCUGCUGGAAGAUUAACUGUAGAGAAUGGAACUCUUAAGUCCAUUUCUCCAUAUAGUGGACACUACCGGCCAACAGAAGAUAGCUUUGAAAGCUUUUUAUCCCUUCUCCAGGACAAUGGUGUGAACCUUGAUGAAGUCCAGAUAAACAAGGCCAGUGAAGAUUCUGAUGUCUAUGAUGAUGGCAAAUUCAGCACAAGUGAGACAAUGAUUGAAGUGUUAAGCAGAUCGGAGCCUCCCAAACUUGACAUUCUCAAUGAAGAGAGGGAUUCCACCUCAGAACCAUCAGAAGUUGCACAAACUAAAAGCAGAGGUGAAUACACAAGGACUUUGUCUGGUGGUCUUCAAAGCCCUAGAGCCGAAGUACCAAAGAAUGCAAUCUUGCACAGAAUCAAUUCUAAGAAGGCAGCAAAAUCUUACCAAUUGGGUCACCAACUCUCUCUCAAGUGGUCAACCGGAGCUGGGCCGAGAAUCGGGUGUGUGGCUGACUACCCAGUAGAAGUUAGGCUACAAGCUUUAGAAUUUGUUAACCUAUCUCCAAGAAGAUCUCCUACUCCGUCUUCCUACAGGCAGAUCGCUGGUCUUGCAUCACCUACAGCUCAAUUCACAAUAGGCAUCCCCAAUGGUGAUGGGACUUCUUACAUCUAAAUUUUCCUUGUAAUGCUUUUAGCCUAGUGGAUAACUCUAGCGAAUGUAAAUAGUUAGUAUUUUCUUUAUGUCCCCAGGAAUCAUCACCUAAGCUGCAUACUUCUACUUUGCAUAAUUGCUAGAUUGCUUUUUGAUCCA